Messenger RNA from Sceloporus undulatus (fence lizard), 4826 nucleotides. It is a transcript of the gene ZDHHC15, whose product is annotated as zinc finger DHHC-type palmitoyltransferase 15. The transcript is spliced from 12 exons. Lineage: Eukaryota; Metazoa; Chordata; Lepidosauria; Squamata; Phrynosomatidae. Gene Ontology annotation, cellular component: Golgi apparatus; endoplasmic reticulum. Gene Ontology annotation, biological process: synaptic vesicle maturation; peptidyl-L-cysteine S-palmitoylation; protein targeting to membrane. Bases 57 to 1061 code for a protein of 334 amino acids. The record is from RefSeq and is a predicted model, not a curated record. Gene Ontology annotation, molecular function: protein-cysteine S-palmitoyltransferase activity.
AGCGCCGAUCGGCCUGGCUGCCUGACUGGCUGCCUCUGGGGAAGGGAAGGGAGGCCAUGGCGCUGCCCUGCCAGCGAGGCCUGCGCUGCUGCCGGCGGACCUUGGGCUGGCUGCCGGUGCUGGUCAUCGCCCUGGUGGCCCUCUGGUCCUACUACGCCUACGUCUUCGAGCUCUGCCUCGUGACUCUGACCAACUCCGUAGAAAAAGUGGCUUACCUUACCGUAUUCCAUGUGAUCUUCAUCCUCUUCAUUUGGACGUAUUGGAAGUCUAUAUUUACUCCUCCGCAGCAGCCAGACAAAAAGUUCCACAUGUCUUAUGCCGACAAGGAGCGCUACGAGAACGAAGAGAGACCCGAGGGGCAGAGGCAGAUACUGGCCGAAAUGGCACGGAAAUUGCCGGUGUACACGCGCACAGGGAACGGCGCCAUUCGGUUCUGCGACAGAUGCCAGCUCAUCAAACCGGACCGAUGCCAUCACUGUUCAGUUUGUGCAAUGUGUGUAUUAAAAAUGGAUCAUCAUUGCCCCUGGGUGAACAACUGCAUUGGAUUUUCUAACUACAAAUUCUUCCUACUGUUUUUAGCCUAUUCUUUGUUCUACUGCAUGUUCAUCGCUGCUACAGUCUUCAAGUAUUUCAUCAAGUACUGGACAGGGGAACUGGCUGGCGGGCGCUCCAAGUUCCAUGUCCUCUUCCUUCUUUUUGUAUCAAUCAUGUUUUUCGUAAGCCUCAUGUUCCUCUUUGGCUACCACUGCUGGCUUGUCAGUCAAAACCGGUCUACAUUGGAGGCUUUCUCGGCUCCAGUGUUUCCAAACGGUCCCGAUAAAAACGGAUUCAACCUUGGCUUGGUGAAAAAUCUCCAACAGGUGUUUGGGCAGGAAAAAAGACUCUGGUUCUUUCCCAUCGUAUCCAGUCAGGGAGACGGGCACUUUUUCCCAACAAGAAGUUUGAGCGAAGCGCGGAAUCCCUUGCUGGCGAAUGAAGAACAGUGGGAAGAGGAGGGGAUGGACGACGACAGCCAUGAUUACAACCAAGGUUCCUCUCUUUCGGUGGAAAUGGAGACGUAGCAGUUCCAGAAGGCUGAUGGCACAAAAUUCACUCCCAGCUUCCUUCUCUCAUCUGCUUCCUCCAAUGAUGGACACUUGCAGGGACUUCAAGAGAAAGGAAGAGCAUAGAAGAUGUUCAGGAAAGGAAGCAUUGUUGUCCAGCAUUAAUCCUGACUCUCUGAAAUGGUUCUUCAGGAUAUUUCCAUGGAUUCCUUCAUCUUUCUGAUUUUUAACCAGGCAGCUUUGGAGCGACUAACAAGGCCAUUCAUGGCUUCUUCUUUUUCUGCACAUUACCCAGGAGUGAAAAUUUAGUGCAAAUACAUUUCCAAGUGUCUUAAGGGCAGUUGUCUGAAUACCCCGGAUUUCAAGUUAUGCCUCAUCCUACCAAGAACAGUUCCACAACAAGGUGGUCGGCUGGGCUGCUGGAAGAAGUGCUCUUGAGCAAGAAUCAUGGUUGCCAAAAUCAAGAUUUGCUGGAAGACUUGGGUGAGUAUUCACUGCGGCGUUUGUAAGCAGUAUAUGACUCCCCGCCUUCCAAGUAUCUGCACUCAUGUUCUUAAUCACUAAUUCUGAUUCUGCAAAGAACACACCCUCUUUGGCACAAUAUGGUGAUUUUUAUGAGCCUUAAAGCACAGUUUUUGUGGCAGAUGCCUACGUUUUAAAGGAGCGGUUGCUGUCUGUAAUCCACCACUACAGCUUCAAAUCCUGGACAAGGAAUACAGCUGGGUACUUGGUGGAUUGGUCAAGCUGCUAUAGCAAGGUUUCUCUCCACAUCCAAAGUAGCAGUCCUGCAAAAGAGGGGGACUGGCUGCACCAACUUCCUGAUGCACUGAAGGGAAACUAUGAAGAAACAUUCAGUCACACGAACACAGGCUGAAGUAUACAGUCCAGUUUCACAGACAUUUAAAAUGGUCUGUAGAAAGAAAACAUGAUGAUCUUGUAAGUAAUGGUACUGGGAAUUGGUAUGUCUUGUCUUCAGUAUAAUAUAAAACCAAGCGUCUUUGCCUGCAUAUUUAACAGGCCUUCCGUUUAGUCACAGUGGAACCUGCUAGACCUCUUUUUUCCUUUUACAGCUCUUAACAUUUAAGACUGAGGACUCUGGCUGGUCUCAAAGUGGGGCCAAAUAAAACCUUUUUCCUGAGAGAUUUUUCUUGCCAUGAUCAGUAACAACGCACAAGUAGAGACUUGUUUUGGGGAAAGAAAACUGCUUCGUGGAGGCAGUACGCCCAAAUGAGAUUCCUUAAGAGACAUUGAAUUGUAGACUUAAAUGCGUCUGUUGCAGUGUUGUUUUCAAAUCCCUUGAAGAGCAACAGUUCUCUUUUGCAUAGCCAUGCUGAGAAGCUGGGACAAGAGAUUACAUUCCUUAUGCUGUCUCUUUCUUAUGGGACUUGAAAUUUGCUGUCCUCAAAAAGGGGUUAAACUGUUAGGAAAGGUUAACUUGCUCAUUUUACUUAAGGUGGGGAGAGGAAAAACCAGAGCUUUUCCACUUUUAAACGCAUUGAAACGCACAAUAUUGUGACUUUUAGGCAUUACUGGUUUCAGUGGGAAUUCUUUUUGUUUCCAUUUGCCAGGAUUAAAUGCUGUGUAUUGUUGUUGGUAUGUUGAUCUCUGGCCUGUGCAUCACUGCUGCGAUGUAUAUUUGAUGCAGAAUAGACAUUGGUAUAGUUGUGUGUUCUGAUCCAAACAAGUACAGUUGCAGCACUGUAAGUUGUAAACCAAUCCCCCCUUUUACUCGACUGAUGGACUUUAUUAUUAUUAUUUUAAACAAGUCAGCAAACCCAGCUCUGCCCAUGGAGCCCAGCCUUAUCAAAUAGCAAAAAGGUAACGAAGUUAAAUGGGGAAUAUGGGAAAUAGUUUUAAAGCUGUCAUUAAUAUAUACAUUCAGACCAAGAGGAGUUUUAUUGGGAUCGGUAUACCAGCUGCUGAGAAACCCAAGCGUGCAUUUGCUCACACUGUUGGCAAGCUUUUUAUAGGCAACUAGAGAAGCAAUGUGUAAACACAGAAUGCCAAAGCGGAGAGACUUUGAUCAGACCCACCCCAGUGUGGUUGUUCAUGUGCUCUUUCAAGGAGCAUGAUGGCAAUACAGACACAGCACUGGAGCUCUGUGGCAUAAAACUGAGUAAACAGAGCAGGUGGGAGAGCUUCAACCCCAUUAAUUUCCCGUGAAAGCCAAUACAGAAUAUCAUCACACGCAUGCCAGGUGCUCGGUUCUGGCUAGCCACUUGAGAUCAUAGUGAUGGCUACUGUUGCUGUCCUGACAGUUGGUGCUACAGUAGGUAAAAUCUAUGGGAUAUUGUCCCCAUCAAAUACAUGGUACAGGUUGAAGAGCGCAAUUUUUGUACUUGUUAUAGUAUUGCAAACAUGAGGUACGUGUAAUCCCAGAAACAUGAGGUAUGUGUAAUGAUUCUUCUUUUCUAAACACCUCCCCCUCAAGUGUGUAUGGGGAAAGCUACACUAAGAGCUACAACAACCACUUUGUCCCUUUCUCCCCAGUCUUUGUGCAGAUCUACUACCUAGAUCCCUCCAUCUCAUUCUCCUGUAAACAACCAGCAGUAACUGCCCCUGGGCAGGACUUGGGAUAUGGGUAUCAGAGUGCUUUGGGUGGCUCUUCCACACUGCAUUAAAACAAACCCAUACACACUGAGAGGGAGACCAGUUGUUUGAAGUUGGUGUCCUCUCCCUUCCCCCUGCCCUUGGGUCAAUUGACUUUCUAGGUGUCUAGGGUGCAAACUACUGAAACUAAUCUACUUGAAGAUUGUCUCGAUUUUAUGAAGGUGUUCAAAUAUGUCAAGCGGCAAAUGACAGCUUGGUAAUGAGUGAUGGGAGGAUGGUACAUUUCUUUGUGUCUGUCUUUAAAAUUGUUUGUGCAUGCUGAUAGCAACGUUGUACUGGCACAUAAGAGGACGUGGUGACUUGCUUCCCCUCAAGUCAGUUUUGAAUAAAAUAUCAUGGCAGGAUUAAAUGUGACAGAUGAUUAAAUGCCACAUGCCACCUUAAAACAUUGCGGGUGACUUUUCUUUUUUAAUUUGGGUUAAGUCAGUAUAAUGAGAGAUUUCAGUUUUUCUUCUGGUCUUUUUCAGAGGGUCUCAACUGGCUUCCUGUUAAGAGCAAGUAUUCCAUUUUGCCCUUUUAAUUCAUAUAGGGGGGACAUUAUUGGAAAGGUGUAACUAUAGAUAUAAACAUACCCUGAGAAGUUUUCAUGUACUCUUUGCUCUUGAUCAACUGAAUAGCUCAGUUGGAUUGUUUCUAUAACACAUAUUGGUAUGGUUCGUUUUUAAAAAUAUUGUUCACGUCAUCAAUAUAUUUGUACUACAGCAUAUUUUAUUGAUGAGAACUUGUUUUAUUAGCAGCUCUUGAAAGUGGCAGCUUACAGCAUGGUCCUUAUCCUACGUCUGACAUUAUUCAUUUCAUUUUUUAUAACCAUUGGUGCAAAGUUGGGUCCAUUAAUUUUCUAUUUCCAAAUAUUUCAUUGACUAUUACAACUGUUUCCAUGCUCUAGUUUUGUGUUUCUUUUGUCUGAUCAAUGCCUAAUUAUUUAACUGAUGGUACUUCAGAGGUUUUUACACAAGAGGACAUGUUUGAAAUGUUAAGGAUCAUUGAACACUAAGGUUCCUUGGGCACACUAAUAUUCAGCAUUUUAAUCAAUGUAGAAAGUUCCAGCUAAACCCUCUUGAAUGUUGAAUUAUAUCAUCAUCUCAGGUUUUCCACUUUAAAGAAGUGUACGUUCCUGCUUUUGUAACAUGGAAAAGCAUGGGAAAAUUUUGGAAUAAAAAGUUUUACAUCAAG